AUGUCCCUUCGUGCUGAUGUCUAUGUCUCUCCACCAAUUCCGUGGGUCAAGCCAAAUGGCAAAGAGGGAGGAUUCUGGUCACCAAUUUCUUGUACUCUGGUUCAUGGACAGAAUGAAGCAGUUCUGGUAGAUACGCCGAUCACAACACAGCAGACGCAAAAACUCAUCGAAUGGAUCAAGCAAAGGAUCCCUACCAAAAAGCUAACCACUAUCUACAUCACGCACGGCCAUGGAGACCACUUCUUCGGUAUCCCACUGAUACAGCAAGCCUUCCCAGGCGCGCGUGCUAUCGCCACGCCAGACACAAUCACACAUAUGGAAGAACAACUCGCGCCAAAUGUCUUCAAUGGGUCCUGGAAUAGCCAGUUUCCCGGUCAGAUUCCAACACCGCAGCAACUAGCCGAGCCGAUCAACUGCGACAACACCAUUACGCUCGAGUCAUACACACUGCACGCUAUCGAGGUCGGACAGGCGGACACACAUGACUCCACCGUUCUCUGGGUACCGGAUCUCAAGCUUGCCAUCUGUGGUGACGUUGUCUACGGUGACGUGCACCAGAUGCUAGCCGAGACCAGUACACGCGAGAAACGUGCCCAGUGGAUUGCGAGUGUAUGCAAGGUCGAGGCUCUUGAGCCCGAACUUGUGGUGCCUGGUCAUAAGAUGCCACAUGAGAUGGAUGGCACGUUUCAUCUUACAAACACGAGGCGGUAUAUCGAAGAUUUUGAGAGCUUCCUGGAUUCGGGGAUCACCGACGCUCGGGAGUUGUCGGCUGCGAUGAAUCACAAGUAUCCCACACGCUUUAACCCAGGUGCAUUGAUCAUGAGUUGUAUUUCGGCAUGUCGAGAUCUAGGCCCCAGCUUGUAG
Penicillium macrosclerotiorum is the source of this 864-nucleotide messenger RNA. Its product is annotated as MBL fold metallo-hydrolase. The transcript has a single exon. Lineage: Eukaryota; Fungi; Ascomycota; Eurotiomycetes; Eurotiales; Aspergillaceae. The record is from RefSeq and is a predicted model, not a curated record. The coding region runs from base 1 to 864 and encodes 287 amino acids.